Messenger RNA from Pipra filicauda (Wire-tailed manakin), 6768 nucleotides. RefSeq names its product sorting nexin 19 (gene SNX19). The coding region runs from base 474 to 3329 and encodes 951 amino acids. The record is from RefSeq and is a predicted model, not a curated record. Gene Ontology annotation, molecular function: phosphatidylinositol binding. The transcript is spliced from 11 exons. Lineage: Eukaryota; Metazoa; Chordata; Aves; Passeriformes; Pipridae. Gene Ontology annotation, cellular component: intracellular membrane-bounded organelle; early endosome membrane.
AGUAGCGGACGGUGCCGCCGGUGGGCCCGGGGCGGUGAGUCGGGGCCAGGGGUCUCGAUGUGGCGGUGUCGGCUUGGCAGCGCCGGGGCUGUGGGGUUUUAUGUUGUCGGUACCGGCUGAAGGGGCCUGGGCGGUGGGGGCCUGAGGAGCUCCGGGGUCCGGUGAAGGGACCGGUCUGGGGGUCCUUGACAAGCCCCAGUGAGGGUCCCGGGUGGUUGAGCCCUGGUACCCAGUCAAGGGGCCUGGACUGUUGUGUUCCAUGAGCCCCAGUGAAGAGCCCGGGCUGGGGCUCCCUGACGAACUCCAGUGCCUGCUGAGCGUCCUGCUCAGUUGAGCCCCAGUACCCCCUCAAGGAGCCCGAGCUGGGGGGGGUCCCUGACGAGAGCCGGUACGGGGUCGAGCUGUACCAAGCCCUAUCUCUCGUUGACCAGCCCGGCUGUUUGGCGCUUGGCAGCCCAUCUGCCCACCCCACCAUGCCGGGCCAGGGCCCCUCGGGGUCCCGCCGGCCGCUGCUGGCCCUGGUGGUCGCGCUGGGCUGGCUGCUGGCCCUGCAGCUGCUGCUGGACCUGCGGGCGCUGGGGCUGCUGUGCGGGGCCCUGGCGGUGCUGGGGGGCUGGCUGGGCCCCCCGGCCCUGGUUCCCCGCGGCCGCCGGCUGCGCCUGGAGCGCUUCGUGAGCUCUCUGCGGGCCCCGCCCGGCUGCCCCGCGGACGAGGCGCGGCUGGAGCGGGAGAUCGCCAGCACCAUCCGUAAGGUGGUGCGGGAUUUCGUGGCCUCGUGGUACCGCACGGUGAGCAGGGAGCCGGCCUUCGAGGCCGAGGUGGAGAGGGCCAUGGUGGGCCUGGCUGCGGAGCUGCGGCGGCGCAUGGCGCGGGUAGACCGCCGAGCCCUCGCCCGCCGCCUGCUUCUGCUCUGCGGGCAACACCUCCAGAGCUUCCUGCGGGCACGGGACGCCCUGAGGGACGACCCCAAAGGCGGUGGGACGCUGUGGCAGGAGUACAGCCGGCUGGCAGGGCCGCAUCCUGCCCUGCUCAGCCCCGCGGCCGAGGUCGGAUGUGCCCGCGCGGCCGUGGAGACGCUGCUGCAGGCGUUGGUGCCGUGGCCACACCUGGAAACGCGGACGGGACGCUUCGUGGUGGUGGAGCUGGUGGCCUGCAAUGUGCUGCUGCCGGCCGUCAGGAAGAUGUCUGAUCCCGACUGGAUCAAUCUGCUGCUCAUUGGGAUGUUCUCCAAGAAGCCCCGCGGUGGGAAGCCCCACACUGCACCCCCAGUGCCAGAUUCCUUGCCCUUCCCAGCACAGAUGGAUACGGUUCCUGCCGGGCUACCCCCCUCCCCGAGGGCUGUGGAGGGGCUCAGGAGAGAGGCAGGGACUGCUGGCGAGGAGGGAGAGGAGAUAAGGAGGUCGUGCCACACAGAGGAGCCUUUCCUGCGCCCCCAAGCCCUGGGAUCCCUCUUCCCCUGCGAGGGUUUGGAGCUGGAAUCCUCCACGCCCAGUGUGGGCCAGGACACGGACCUGCUGGCACCAUCCCCCACUGGGGAGCUCCUUGAUGAGCCCCCCCAGGACCCCUCUGUGCUAGAGGGCCUGGCCUCUUUGGAAGAUGGAACCGGAGACCUGGAGGAGGGCCCUGCCCCCAGCUCAGAUGUUGGGCUGCUUUCCACCUCUGCCUUGAGCUCCUGCCCUGACAUCCAGAUUGAGCCGGUGGUGGAGGAGGAGGAAAGCCCAGCAGUCCCCAAGAAGUUCUCCUCGCAGAGACCCUCUGUUCUGGGGAGAGAUCUGGGGGCAGCAGAGGGCCUGCCACAUAUCCCCCCAGAGGCCGGGCAGUCCCUGCCCCUGCUCUCAUCUUCCCCAACAGCUUCCAUGAGCACCUUCAGCUUUGAGCCCCUGAGCAGCCCUGACGGCCCGGUCGUGAUCCAGAGCCUGCGGAUAACUGGGACCAUCACUGCCCGGGAGCACAGUGGGACUGGCUUCCACCCAUAUACCCUGUACACUGUCAAGUAUGAGACAGUCCUGGAGGGUGAGGGUGCAGGGAGCCUUCAGCAGGUGGCUUAUCACACCGUGAACCGCCGCUACCGGGAGUUCCUCAACCUGCAGACCCGGCUGGAGGAGAAACCGGAGCUCCGCAAGUUCCUCAAAAACAUCAAAGGCCCAAAGAAACUGUUCCCUGAUCUCCCCUUUGGAAACAUGGACAGCGAUAAAGUGGAAGCCAGGAAAAGUCUGCUGGAAUCCUUCUUAAAGCAAUUGUGUGCAGUCCCUGAAAUUGCCAACAGUGAGGAGGUGCAGGAAUUUCUUGCCCUCAACACAGACGCCAGGAUCGCAUUUGUCAAGAAGCCCUUUGUUGUCUCCAGGAUAGACAAGAUCGUUGUCAAUGCUAUUGUGGACACUCUGAAGACGGCAUUCCCCAGGUCAGAGCCCCAGAGCCCCACGGAGGAUCUGAGCGAGUCUGAAGUGGAUGGAAAGUCCCAGACAGAUGGGAAGAAGGCGACCAAGUCCAGGCUGAGGUUCUCAUCUAGUAAAAUCACUCCAGUGCUGAGUGUGAGUGAAGCUCAUGACAGGAUAGUGUACUCCAUCAGGGAGGGCAGCGCUGUCUCUGGCACCCUGUCGCUGGCUGCUAUGGAAUCCUUCAUCCAGAAGCAGGAGAAACUGCUGGAAGCAAUCCCUAGCAAAGCUCCUGAAGGCGAGGGAGGCAGAGAACCUAAGGGAAGCUCUGUGCAGGAGGAUGCGGAUGGGACACAUCUGGACACAGACUCUGACUCUGAGACAGCUUUAGCUGAUCUGGCCCUGGAUGUGCUUCGCCUGGUGCUGGUGGAUCACUGGAGCUGGCUGUGCACAGAGAACAUUCAGAAGGUCUUCAACCUGCUCUUUGGGACCCUUGUUCAAAGAUGGCUGGAAGUGCAGAUGUUUAACCUGACCUGCACCCAGCGUUGGGUCCAGUACCUCCAGUUGCUCCAGGAAUCCAUCUGGCCCGGAGGAGUUUUACCAGCAGUGCCUAAACCCCCCAGGACAGAGGAGCAGAAGAAGGCAACAGCAGAUCAGGCCCUGCAGAGCCUGAUGGGGAUUUUGCCUAAUGUGAUCCAAGAAAUCCUUGGGACCAGCAAGUGUCGGAUGAGUUGGAACCUGGUGCUGGAGUCCCUGAGCCAGCCUGUGAUAAACAGGCACCUGGUUUUCUGCCUCUUGGACAUUCUGCUGGAGUUCUUGGUCCUGAAGGGCUCCAGUGAGGAGCCCAAGGCUGCAACUGUGGCACCAUCUGCCUAUGGUGGACUGGACAAAGCAGUAGGACUGGUCGAGCCAGCAGUGGGGGAGAGAAGCAGCCACAGGCAUGGGAUGAUUUGAUUUUCAGUGUUUACUAACCAUGUCUGGGAGCUUCUUGUACAGAAUAUUUCCAGCCAGUGCUAAAGGAAGCUACUUCCAGGCUUCUCUCUUCUGGCCAGGUGGUGGAUUAAACUCAGUGUCAGGGACUGAACAUCUACUGUGUAUCUGUUCCAUUGCUGACCUGAUGGAGAGCCUGGAAUGAAGAUGCCUGAGCAGUUGGAGAAGGAUAUUCAGGCUGCUCACAAACCCUAUAGUCUUGCCCAUAUUUCUGAACAACUGUAACAUCUGAAGGCAGAGAUAGCACGUAAGAUUUGCUUUUGUGGCAUCGGGCUUCACCUGGCACUGGCACAGAGAGACUUGAUGUGAUGGGAUCUUGUUGUUCCUGCAGGAAGGUGAAGGGAGGGGAAAUGCUGUCCCUGCUCUUUAAUCAUCCUGCCUUGUGCCUGCAAUGCCCAGUUGGUGUUACUAGAAAGAAGAUGGGGAGGGAAUGGAGUGUGGAGAUCUGGUGAUAGUCCUGAAGUCAGUGUCCAGCUGCCCAAAUACCUGGGAGGUGAGAGCAGUGCAGGAAUCAAAGCUGCUGUCCUGCCUUAGUGACAAAGAUCAGCUGCUUCCCACUGCCGCUGCUCUGACAUGGUCUAGUUCUUCAUCAUCUGCCUGAUCAGUAGGAUGCAGGUGGACUGUGAUCCUGGGAAAGAGAACUCUCCUCAGGCUAAGGAGGAAUGGCAGCUUGGCUAGACUGUAGGAUUCCCUUUCUGAGUCACCUUUUAGUCCCUGGGGCUGUCACCUGGAAGGCACAGGAGAAAAGAAGUUGACCCAUAUGUGACACAGCAAGGAAAUCAGCUCCCACACAAAAGUGCUUGUCACGGGAAGUUCUGGAAGAGGAGGGAACAGCCAGGGAUGAACAGCCAGUGGGUCAGAUCACAGCAAAGGGCUUGAGAGUACCACCUGAGCUCUGGUGUUGAUUGUGUGUCACCUGCUUUGGUUUGCUGUGCAAUAGUUCUGUGCAAAGGGCUUGAGAGUACCACCUGAGCUCUGGUGUUGAUUGUGUGUCACCUGCUUUGGUUUGCUGUGCAAUAGUUCUGUGCAGGGGGCUCUGGGAAGCUUGUCAGGUCACCAUGUCCUACCUGGCACAGAAUGGACAUGGAUUUGGCAGCUGCUUCCCCAGGUUGUCCAAGACUUGAGUGGUUUGUGAGCUAAUGCUGCUCAGGUCUCAGUACAAAAGGACAGAAAUGCACCAACAGACUGGAUUGAUGAUCUUUUUUGGUGUAUUUCUGGGAGAAAUAUGAUCUGAGCAGUGCUGGAUGUGGCUGAUCAAGGCAUUCUCUACAGAUCAAAGGAGAGGGAAUCAUGCAGGAUCACAGCUACUGUCUGUUACAGUACUACAUGAGGCAUUUCAUCUCAUAGAAUCGUGGAGUAUCAGGUGGGAAGAGACUGCCUGCUGUUCCUUGGAGCUGUAUGCUCCAUGGCACAUUUGGAGGGAAGGCAAUGCAGCUCCAAUGUGCCUGUUCUGCUCUUCCCAGAAGAGCUGCUUAAUAAUGGACCCACAGCAGUGUGAGCUGCUUCCUGCCUCUGUGUGUUUUGUGAAAAUACAGGAAGGGAUUGGCUUGCUGUCUGCAAAUAUAUUUUUAGGGAGCUCUAAGGACAUGCCAAGAUUAGGCAAAAUCCAAUAUAAUGAAGCAAAGCAGUUUUGCAUCACUUUAUCAGAGCCGUUUCUCAGCAGUAACACUUGGGAGAUGGUAGAUUGGCCACUUGCUUGGAAAAGGAGGGAGGCGUAAAGUGUAUUAGGCAAAGAGUUGGAGAGUGCUUUGGGAUAGUCCCAAAGCAGAGAUUACUGGGAAGGAGGGCUCAAAUAUAUCCUUAAAUACCUACUUGGAGAGCAGCUGCUUCACCCUGUCUUUCACUGCUAGGCUCGUUUCUCUUCUUUUUCCUGUUGCUUCCAUUUACUGCCCCAGCUGUCAGGAGUGGGAGCAGGAGCCAUUGGCCAGGGAUGAUGCAGCAGAGCCCUGUUGUGCUUGGUGCCUUCCCAGAUGCUCUUGUUGUGCUUGUUUGCUAUUGCUUCCUAAUUAAUUGUGUGGUUUGGAGUUCCAGGACCCUGGUCUGUCAUUAAUUAGGGAUAAUAUUAAGGAUUAAAUUAAGGACUGUAAAUUAUGCACUGCCAGCUCCAGGUCAGGGCAAAAGUCUAGCACAGUCCUUACACACACUGGAUAUGGCACUGGAAGAAUGAGCUGAUGCUUCUCCUUUGCCAGGAAGCCCAAGUUAUCCCUGCUGUUAAACCUCAUCUCUGCAAUUAUGCAAAUGACUGAAUAUUCAGGAAAUAAUUUGUGGGUACUGCCAGUUUGGGAGCUGAUGCUUUGCUGGGAUGGUGUAGCCAUGAUCUGGGGUUGUACCAGCAGGAACAUCCCCCUCUGUGUUUAUUUACGUGGGAGGAGCUGGGGCAGAGAGAGAUGAAGUAGAUUUACUUACAUGCACUUUGAAGUCAGUAUUAGAGUUGGAAACAGACCUAGGAGUUUGGAUUGCGAGAUCUUUGUUUUAAUCUCCAGAACCCCCUUUCUUGUCUCGUUUAGGCUGAGCCCUUUCUCAUGCUCUCACUGGCUGGGCUUCAAUCUCCCAUUCCCUCCUUGGUCUGGUCUCACAGCUGAGGUGAAGUUGCCCAGGAGCAAAUAGCCCCUUCUCUGGAUCUUGUUGUUAAGGAAUAAAAAAAUCCAAUAAAAAGCUCAGCUUUUUUGUCCUGCUAGUUCUUUGCCUCACUGUAAUUUUGGGAUUAAAUUGAGCACAACGAUGGCAAAGGCAAACUUCUGCAUUCAGAUGGGCUGGAAGUUUAUUUCCAUUGGACUAAGACUAGAAAAACUGCUUUGGUAAAACAAGCAAGGUUGACAGAAUAACUUUAGUUCACCCUGUAUGUGUCGUAUUCCCUUUUUCUGCAGGAAUUUGUAGAAGGAAUUUGCAGAACACUUCAGCCACCUCUUGCUAAAGGGAGGGUGGGGAGAGCAGCCAGGUUUGAUCUCAAAGAGUUGCAGCCUUGUGUCACGUUACAUAUAGAGCAGCAUGUGCUUCUGGUGGGGGACAGCUCUCCAGGGUCCCUCUGCAUGUGUGUGAUCUCUUCCAUCUCACUUCGUGCUGGUUUUGUGGCAUUGAGGAAAGAAUUUAUUUCCCCCUGCCUCAGUUUCCCCCUAGUUGACUGGAAGCUCCUUGGAAGCAGGAGCUGCUCCUGUGGACAACAGAAUACAGUGGUAAGAACUUCAGGGCACCACUCUAAGCUAAACAUUCCUGUGUUGAGACAAAGCUUGGUUGUUUAAUUGUGUCUUUAGGGGGAAAAGUCCCACCAUGCACUGACUCCCCAUUGUAUUUCCUAUAUUCAACCCUUUGUAUCAGCUGUUUAUGGUGCUGCUGUUUGAAUCUGGGUAGAAUUGUCUCGAAAACCUGUUUUGUUGUUGAAUGGGAAGCAAACCUGCACUCCCAA